UUUUUUAACUAUAAUUAAAACAGUUUUCACUACAAUUAACCCCUGUAGGACUCGCUAAGCGAUGGAAACACGGCCAUACAUUGGCUGAUGAAUGGCAGCCCAUGAUUGGUAGCCAAGCAAAGGCCAUUCAUAAGAUAUACUUGGCAAACGAUCGAUCCAUUAUUUUGUUGCCAAAAUUGGCAGCCUUCUCUUGGCCAACGUUUGGCCAUUAAUUGGCUACCAUUCAUCGGUCGAUCCUUGGAAAAUUCAUGGCUGGCCAUUUAUUGGCCGUUAUUUGGCAAUAUCAUGGCUGCCAACCAUCAGCCAUUUUUUGGCGAAAAAAAAAAAAACAAGACAAAAAAAAUAAAGAAUCAACAAUGGAGCAUUUAAAUUAAAUGAAUAAAUAAAUAUAUUUGUAUAUAAAUAAUCAUUUUCUAAAAAGUUUACAAAGUCCACGAGUUACUACAAGAAAACAAAAACUUCCGAAAUAUAUAUCGCUGAGUUAGUUUAGGUUUAUGGUCGUGUCGAGGGAUCGCGCCCGGCAAGAGGCAGGAAAAAUAAAACAUAUUUAAUAUAUGUAUAUAAAAAAAAAAACAGAAUUGGACUUUAGAAUCUAUGAAUGCAAUUGAAAAAAAAUAUAUAUAUUUUUUUAAUUUUAUUUAUAAAAAUAACUAAAUAAUUCUCCUACACGGAAACUCAAGACGCGUCGAAUCAGCCUACGUAUUAUUUUUUUAGACAACCAGCGGUUUUAAGUUCAGGCCGGUUGAAACGCAAGCUAUGAAGCGAGAAAGAGAGAAAGCUACAUCUUUUAUAGAGUACCGACCCGAACUAAACCGAAGGCGAACAAUAUUGUAAGACGAAGGUGUAGCUUUUUUCAUCCCUUCUCUAGCCUCUUUUUUAUCCUCUUCUACGCCGUUAAAUAACGUAUAUCUUUUUCUUAGCGUUUUUGUUUUUUCUUUUUGGUGGUGUUGUGACAAUCGGAAAAAAAGUGAAGACGAUUCAUAUUAUUUAUCUUAUAAACUAAACGUUGGCAUAAUUUUUUUUAUUUAUAAAUUGUGUUUUAUAUAUAUGUAACAUAGUGUUGUGAUUUCUGUUAAAAAUGUCUUUGCUUAAUGAAGAAAACAAUUCACAACGAAAAUCAAAACGGUCAAUAAGCAAGCCCACUCGGUUCAGAGAAGACGAUUCAUCUGAUGAUGAACCUGCUCCAAAAAAAAAUAAUACAAAUGCAAGUCGAGUCGAUGAAAAAGCGAGAAAAGAUGCAAAAUAUGAAUCAGAAUUUAAUAUUUACAAUAUAAUUACCGGUGAUGAAGAUAUAUGCAAUUCCACGAAUACUAAUGAUAAGCUUGAUAAACUUUCUGCCAUGGUUCCAAUUCAACUAAGCAAUCAAACGGAAUCAGCCUUUACAAUGGAUGUGAUGACCAAUACAGAGCAGAAAACUUAUACAGUACUUGAAAACGUCACGAAUAUGGAUCGUGAAACUGUUGAAAAACACUCAUUCAGCCAAAUAUCUCAAAUGGAAAACGAUAUUUGUUCCAAGGAUAUUAUAAAACAAGAACCUUUGAUUAUGCCCACGAAGCAAACGGAAGAAAAAAUUAUGACCCCGAAUGACGGUGGUAGAAUAAAGAAAUUUUUAAAAAAGAGUAAUCAAAAAAUAAAACAACCUUCGGUUAUAAUGACGAAGCAAACAGAAAACAAACUUAUGACUCCAAGCGAAGGUUAUAAAGUCAAGAGAUUAAUCGAUUCUGAUCAUUCCAAAAAGAAAAUUGUUCAUGAUGAACAUUCCAGAACUGGCUUAAAGAACAUCAACCCACUAUCUACACGAAAGAAUAAAAUUUCUAUAUCUAACGAUAUGGUUCAAAUUUCGAGAGCACAAUUAAGAAAUUAUGAAACUACAAUUGGCAAUUUGAAGAAUUCAAAUGCAAAACUUAUUAAAGAGCGUAAUGAACUUUUGAAUUUCAUCCAAAAUGAAUUAUCAAAAGAUGAAGUUAAGAAGCCUUUACAAAUCUCGACUAUUGCAAUUUCUCUUUACGAACAACGCCUCGAAGAAAAAUUGAAUGAUUUUGCAGUCAAUUUUACUGACACUAUCAUCAAUAAAAUUAAUAAUAAUUCAUCGACAGCCUUACGUUCAAAAGAAAAAACUCAAUUAAAAAAUGUCAAGAUAGAAGAUGAAAAGGUAUUGAUAACAAGACCAGGAAAAACUGAAGAAUCCGUGAAAAUAAAUUUAUCUCAUAGAAGUUAUUUUGAUGCAUUGAACAAAGUUGAACUUGAAAAAAUAGUAAAAAACGUUGUCAGUGGCUAUUGGCCAAACAGUUCUGACAGAAUCAAAAUUUAUCUUAAAUUAGACUCACGACAGAAAGAUAAAGACGUCCGAAUCAUUACAGAUGAAGAAGUAAUGGAUAUUUCAUAUGUUUCAUUGAUGUUGUUUGAAAAACAAAUGCCAUCGGAAAAACUUUAUUCUGAUGAAGAGUUUUUGAAAAACAAAAAUAAAAUUAAAGCAAUGAUUGGCAAUUGUUUAACUGAGCAAAGAGGAAAUUUCAAUCGAACAUAUCAAAGGUCGGAAAAUCUUGAUGGUCAACGACAAACAGAAAAUAUUUCAACAUGAUUUGAGUUUCUAAUUUAUCUCAAAUACACAGCUAUCUCUAUAAAAAUGCAUGUUUUUUUGUAAAAGUAUAAAAUUAUAUGUUUGAUUAAAAAUUCUAUGAACAUAAUAAUAAUGGUUAAAUAAAUGUCAAAAAAAAAAAA
Molecule: messenger RNA, 2721 nt
Organism: Aphidius gifuensis
Lineage: Eukaryota; Metazoa; Arthropoda; Insecta; Hymenoptera; Braconidae
Exons: 11
Coding region: 1079-2581 (500 amino acids)
Source: RefSeq, a predicted model, not a curated record